AUGACGUGCGAUGAUGAAACAUGCGACUAUACAACAUGGAGUUUAAACUUCCGUGUUGUUGGUGAAUCUGAGAGAGGAACAGUAUGCCCAAAUUACCUUCGAUGUAAUGGUCGUCUUGUGAGACGGGUUGAUACUAAGUUGAAGGCUACAGUUGAGAAAGAGGUUGGUAGGAUAAGAGGUUUGGUUGGAUUAGCUUUUUCCACAGCACAGAAGGAUGCUGAUGAAGAGGACUUUGGUGAUGAGGAUGAUGAAGAGAAAGAUCAUCAAGCAAUAGAUAUCCUUUUAGCAGAGAUCGAUAUAUAUGAGCUUUUUGCUUUCAAACAUUGUUGGGGAAGAAGGUUGAAACUUGCUCUUUGUGAAGGAUCCACCAGGAACAGGAAAAACACAAACAAUUUUUGGGCUUCUUAG
Lactuca saligna is the source of this 408-nucleotide messenger RNA. The record is from the annotation of a GenBank genome assembly. NCBI's taxonomy places the organism in Eukaryota, Viridiplantae, Streptophyta, Magnoliopsida, Asterales, Asteraceae.